AUGCUCAUACUGCAUCAUAAUGAGUCCAGGAACUGUGCACUCCACGGAUGGCACCAGCCUGAGAUUCCCACUCUACGAUUUAACCAGUUGGCAAUAGCAGAAAUUAGAAAACACUUUAAUCACCAUGCAGUGAGUUUGGUCUGCAUUUGCAAUGAUUCCGAUACAAGUCUCCUCGAAACUCUGGCUGAAGAUACUAACAACAUGCGACAGGAACGAAUUAUCUUGUGGAUACAAACGAGCGUCACCAAAAAGCUUCUUCACGUGAUUUCCAACCAAUGCAAGGAGUACUUCUUUAUAUUUAUGCUAAUCCUGGAAGUAGGGGAAAAUCCUCAUCAACCAGUGACUGUUCUGCGCCUUGAUGCUUUCCCAGUACUCCGUUUUCGUCGGAUCUCUAAUAUAUUCGGUCUCAAACACCAAAUUUUUCAACAUAGAAAGUUUAACUUCAAAGGAAGAAAUGCAAGCCUGUUACCAGGUUUGGAAACAGACUUAAAAGUCAACGAAAUGUUGUCGCCAAAGUAUGAAUUUCCUUUUCUUCGUACCCGAGAUUUAAUAAUCAUAGAGUUCGCCAAUAAGUACAAUUUAAGUCUUAAAUUAAUGAACUCAUCAAUUGGAACCCAUCUGAAAGGAUCGUCGGGAGUUGCCGACUUCCGAUUGAACUCGCUGUCGCAAGAAAAAAAGUUCUUAAGAUAUGUAAAUCCCUAUGAUAUAUCGUCCUUAUUUGUUGUCGUUCCCUGUGGCAAAGGGAGGAGUUUUGAGGAAGUGAUCAAGCAACUGGAUCUGAAGUCCUGGCUACUGCACAUUGUUUUUGUCUACGGCAUCUUUGUGAUGGCGGAGACCUUCAUACUCGUGGUGACCUAUAAGAUAUCCGGAAAAGUCUUUCGAUUGACCAGUCUCAAUCCCCUGUUGAAUCUCCGAGCCUUCAGGGCCCUUCUGGGCAUGUCCUUUCCCAUAAGCCGCAGAUCAAGUCUCUCGCUUCGCCAGCUUUUCCUGUCAAUAAGCAUUUUUGGAUUGAUCUUCAGCAACUUCUUCAGCUGCAAGUUGAGUGCUCUUCUCACAAAGCAUUCCGACCAUCCGGACAUCAAAAACUUCGACGAUUUACGUGCCAGUGGCCUGACCGUCAUCGUGGAGAUGCAUCAUCGUUCUGUCAUCGAACAACAACUAGGCCCUGAAUAUUUUAGACAAAACCUAACAAAUGUAAAAUUUGUGCCUCUUCAAAAGAAGUUUCUACUGCUGCUUUCCCUCAACCACACUUAUGCAUAUGUUACUCCGUCGGAAAGCUGGGCGACUUUAAAUAACUAUCAAAAGUCUUUUGGAAAGAGAGUGUUCUGCUACUCAAAUAACCUGACCAUCAUCCAAAGUCUGCCCAGAACGUACAUAGAGCACAAGAACUCAGAAUUUUACUGGCCCUUUUUUAUGUUUUCGAUUCAGUUUCAAGAAACCGGCAUCCCUGAGUAUUGGAAUCGCGAAGCUCCCGACGUUUUAAGGGCCGACCUUAAUGUGACCAUUCUGGAGAGGAACAAGGAUAAAUUAGUUCCUCUAUCCGUGAAUCACUUGAAGUGGCUGUGGACUGUUCUUGGAUGUGGAUAUGGGCUCGCUACGGCUGUCUUUAUCAUCGAAAUUUUCCUGGACGGUCUGCACCGCAGACCCCGGAAUCAUGACAUUGUGGAAUAA
This is a messenger RNA of Drosophila rhopaloa, 1671 nucleotides long. RefSeq lists its product as uncharacterized. The coding region runs from base 1 to 1671 and encodes 556 amino acids. The transcript has a single exon. NCBI's taxonomy places the organism in Eukaryota, Metazoa, Arthropoda, Insecta, Diptera, Drosophilidae. The record is from RefSeq and is a predicted model, not a curated record.